AUGUCUUCACACGCAUUCCCCGGCACAAACAAAAGCCCCCAAUACCGGCCCAACCCAUCGCUCCGACCGCGCGGCGGAAAGUGGUACAUCCCCUUCGUCGCAGCAGUUGGCCUCGGCUUCGGCGCAUACAACUAUUACACGCAAGCGCGAGCCCGGCAGGAAUACGCCCUCCGCGAAGAGGAGAAGCGAAUGGCCAAGAACCGCGAGCUGAUGGAUGCUUAUGGGAGCAAGGACUCUUUGCAUGAUGUUCAGCAGGCCUUGGAGAUGUAUGGGCGGUGA
This is a messenger RNA of Penicillium argentinense, 279 nucleotides long. RefSeq lists its product as uncharacterized. NCBI's taxonomy places the organism in Eukaryota, Fungi, Ascomycota, Eurotiomycetes, Eurotiales, Aspergillaceae. The record is from RefSeq and is a predicted model, not a curated record. Bases 1 to 279 code for a protein of 92 amino acids. The transcript is spliced from 2 exons.